Molecule: messenger RNA, 1962 nt
Organism: Glossina fuscipes
Lineage: Eukaryota; Metazoa; Arthropoda; Insecta; Diptera; Glossinidae
Gene: Gale
Product: UDP-glucose 4-epimerase
Exons: 5
Coding region: 515-1570 (351 amino acids)
Biological process (GO): beta-D-galactose catabolic process via UDP-galactose, Leloir pathway
Cellular component (GO): cytosol
Molecular function (GO): UDP-glucose 4-epimerase activity
Source: RefSeq, a predicted model, not a curated record
AGACUUAGGUCUUAAAGAUAUGUAUAUAUACACCCAUACAUUUAUAUAUUAAAAGUGAAUAAAAAAAUUUGGCAACCCUGACCCAUAUCGCAAGAAUAGAAAACAAAAUAUAGCCGCAAAUAUCAAGUAAUUUAUAUUUAAUGAAAUUGUGUCAAGUAUGUAACUAUCUCCACAAAAGAAAAUAUUGAAUCAAUCACUUGAAUAUAAACAGAUAAACGCUGAUAACGCUUUGAUAAGUCUUGUGCUUGUUUAUAAACAAUCGUGAACAGAAAUUCAAUUGGGAUAUGAGCAGAAAUUAAUAACAUUUGACAUAGUCUAAUAAGAAGAGCGGCAUAUACCAGACUUAGUGCGUGUAACUAAAUUUAAUAAGAACUCUAUUGGAUGCCUAGAAUUCGCCUAGAAUUAAAAGAACUAAUACAAACUUACUUAAUCCACUGGCUUACAACCACGACUCUGACUCGUGAUAAGAAAAGAAUUUGCACCAUAAACGAAGAACACGAGUCUGUCUCGUGUUAUGGCCCCUCCUACUGUUUUGGUAACAGGUGGUGCCGGCUACAUUGGUUCACAUACGAUUUUAGAAAUGCUUAAUGCUGGCUAUAAUGUUGUAUGCGUUGACAAUCUCUGUAAUGCUUAUAGCGCUGGUACAGCCAAACUACCAGAAGCUUUAAUUCGCGUCCAAGAAAUUACUGGUAAAAAAAUUCAUUUUUAUCGUGUCGAUAUUACCGAUCGGGAACAAUUACGUGGCGUUUUCCAAGAGAACAAAAUCGAUAUAGUAGCGCAUUUUGCGGCUUUAAAAGCUGUUGGAGAAUCCGUCCGUAUUCCGUUACAAUAUUAUCAUAAUAACCUGACCGGAACCAAUGUACUGUUAGAAGCUAUGGCCGAUAAUAAUGUUUUCAAAUUUGUAUAUAGCUCCAGUGCGACUGUCUAUGGGGAACCGCAAUUUUUGCCAGUUACUGAAGAGCAUCCCACCGGCAAUUGCACCAGUCCGUACGGAAAAACCAAAUAUUUUACAGAAGAAAUAUUAAAGGAUCUUUGUAAAUCGGAUAAGCGUUGGGCUGUUGUCACAUUACGUUACUUCAAUCCAGUAGGUGCGCAUCCUAGCGGUCGCAUUGGUGAAGAUCCCAAUGGAGAACCUAACAAUUUAAUGCCUUAUAUAGCCCAAGUAGCUGUAGGAAGACGUAGUUGUCUACAAAUUUAUGGCUCGGAUUUUCCAACCAAAGACGGCACGGGCAUAAGAGAUUAUAUUCAUAUCGUUGAUUUGGCUGAAGGUCAUGUUAGAGCUUUAGAUAAAUUACGUAACGUUGCCGAAACAGGGUUUUUCGCAUAUAAUUUAGGCACUGGCCUAGGCUAUUCUGUCUUAGAAAUGGUAUACGCGUUUGAAAAGGCCUCUGGCCAAAAAAUCAACUAUAAAUUAGUAGAAAGGAGAUCGGGUGAUGUAGCGACUUGUUAUGCCGAUGCUAGCUUAGCGACUAAAGCUUUAGGCUGGACAGCUGCGAGAACUAUCAACGACAUGUGUUUGGAUACUUGGCGUUGGCAAAGUAACAAUCCAAACGGUUACGCUGUUAAAUGAUUUCGAUUUUCAACUCAAUUUUAAUUAUUUAUUUACGAGUUUUAUAUAAUUUUCUAUAUAUAUUAAAGUCAAUUGUCUUUCUUCUCUAGUGAAUUGACCAUCAGUAAGAUGAAUUGCAAUCUUUAAAAACCCAACGCAUAUAUGCUUACAUAAUUAAGUUAUAAAUUAUAUGUUUGCAAACAAGUUAGUCAUCACUCUGUUACAUAAUAGCUUUUCCAUGUUCCUUUUGUUUCUUUUACCCCAUUUACUUUUUUGUUCAUUUUUUAGAUAAUUCUUUAUAUUGAUUACUUUAGCGCAAUUAUUCGAUGUCAUUGUAAUGACAAAAUAUUAAGAAAAAGAAUAAUAAGAACUGUGUGCAUUUAAAUAAUAAAAUUAUUGUGUAUCCUGUUUUC